AUGGGUUUCCUGAAAAGUCUGGGCGAGAAGGCCGAUAAGCUGGCGUUGUCUGUAACAAAUACCAUGGCCGCUCCUAUUACUCCGACGGCCCCGAUUGUGUUCCGGCAGGUGGUGUCCCUCGAAACUCCAAAGGACAGCGCCAACCUCCUCCACGCAUAUCAAAGAUGA
Colletotrichum orchidophilum is the source of this 168-nucleotide messenger RNA. RefSeq lists its product as uncharacterized. The record is from RefSeq and is a predicted model, not a curated record. Lineage: Eukaryota; Fungi; Ascomycota; Sordariomycetes; Glomerellales; Glomerellaceae. The transcript has 3 exons. The coding region runs from base 1 to 168 and encodes 55 amino acids.